Penicillium manginii is the source of this 1515-nucleotide messenger RNA. RefSeq names its product putative MFS multidrug transporter. Gene Ontology annotation, biological process: transmembrane transport. Bases 1 to 1515 code for a protein of 504 amino acids. The transcript has 4 exons. Gene Ontology annotation, molecular function: transmembrane transporter activity. NCBI's taxonomy places the organism in Eukaryota, Fungi, Ascomycota, Eurotiomycetes, Eurotiales, Aspergillaceae. The record is from RefSeq and is a predicted model, not a curated record.
AUGUCGCCGACCGACGACACAUCCCCUCCCAAGUCUGACUCGGACUAUGUCGAAGAGAAGGACGUAGGCAUCUCGGUAGACCCUACAAGAUUUCUCUCCGAGUCUCACAAAUCUUACCUGAUCGAGCGUCAUGGCAAACUGGAUCUCGAUCCGAUUCCGAGUAUGGACCCGGCGGAUCCAUACAACUGGCCAAGUUGGAAGAAAAUCGCCAACCUCAGCCUCGUCGCCUUCCACGCCUGCAUGGGAACAUUCACCGCCGCAGCUAUCAUCUGCGCCUACGAAAACAUCGCCCUAGAUCUAGGAGUCUCCAUCCAACGCGUCAGCUAUCUCACAUCCCUCCAAAUCGCCAUCCUAGGCGGCGCCCCUCUAUUCUGGAAACCCCUCUCUCACCGAUUCGGCCGACGACCUAUUUUCCUGAUUUCACUCCUCUUGAGCUGCGUGUGCAACGUUGGCUGUGCUAAGAGUACGGAUUACGCCACUAUGGCGGCUUGUCGGGCCCUAGUCGCGUUUUUCAUCUCGCCCGCUAUGGCUAUUGGGAGUGGUGUGGUUACUGAGACUUUCUUCCGUCAUGAGCGUGCGAGGUAUAUGGGUAUUUGGACCGUGAUGGUUACGCUGGGUGUUCCUGUUGGGCCGUUUAUUUUUGGAUUCGUUGCUCAGCGGGUUGGAUAUCGGUGGAUUUACUGGAUUUUGGCAAUCACCAAUGCCGUCGAAUUCAUUCUGUAUAUCUUCUUCGGGCCAGAAACACGCUAUAUCGGCGCCGAUGUCCAAACCAAAUCUUCCGCCUUCAAGCGUGAAUACCUUUCCCUCCGCCGAAUCGACCCAACCCCAAUCAAGGUAUCGGAAUUCUACCACCCAAUGACACUCUUCACAAACAUCCCAGUCCUUCUGGCCGCAAUCGCAUACUCCAUGGUUUUCCUCUUCGCCUCCGUCCUCAACUCAGUUGAGGUUCCACAGCUACUACAAAGCAAAUUCGAACUUACCGCCCAGGGUCUUGGUCUCCAAUUCCUUGGUCUGAUUAUCGGUUCCCUGCUCGGCGAGCAAUUGGGCGGUGUAAUGUCUGAUAUGUGGAUGAAUGCGCGGGCGAAGAAGAUCGGUCGCAAGCCGGACCCGGAGUACCGAUUGUGGUUGAGUUAUAUCGGCUUCUUGUUGGCUAUUGCGGGUAUGGCUGUGUUUUUGGUAUGCACUGAGCAGGCGACGCAGGGUCAGUGGUCUGUUAAGCCUGUUGUGGGCACUGGUAUUGCUGCGUUCGGCAAUCAGGUCGUUACAACUGUUUUGACGACUUAUGCCGUUGAUACGUAUCCCCAGGAUGCGGGUAGCGUGGGUGUUUUUAUUAACUUUGUUCGGUCGACUUGGGGCUUUAUUGGUCCUUUCUGGUUUACUUCCAUGUUCGAGAGUGUUGGUAUUGCGGCUAGUGCUGGUGUGGCGGCUGCAUUGAUCAUGGGUGCUAGCUUUUUGCCAACUGUCUACCUCCAAUGGCAGGGGAAGAGAUGGCAUGCCAAUACAGAUGAACUAUAA